Messenger RNA from Zymoseptoria tritici IPO323, 2020 nucleotides. RefSeq names its product metalloprotease/fungalysin metallopeptidase (gene MEP). The coding region runs from base 20 to 2020 and encodes 666 amino acids. The record is from RefSeq and is a predicted model, not a curated record. Gene Ontology annotation, molecular function: metalloendopeptidase activity; zinc ion binding. The transcript is spliced from 4 exons. Lineage: Eukaryota; Fungi; Ascomycota; Dothideomycetes; Mycosphaerellales; Mycosphaerellaceae.
GUGCAUUUCUUAGCCCAUCAUGCGUGGCAGUCAACUUGCCUCCUGGGCAGCUCUCAUCACUGCGGCAUAUGCCCAUCCUCAUCACGACGCAGUUCGCCAUUCUUCAAAUCCUCUUCAAGCACGACAGCUAGCCAGUGGCGACGCUCUGGAGAACUUUCGUCCUCGCCAACGCUCUGCAUACGUCGAGGCCGCUGCGUUAGAGGGCGACGUCGAAGCCGCAGCAUCAUCCGAGGAGUCAGAUGAGGCACGCGGACUGCCUCGCUACGUUCGAGCAGCUACUCGCUUCGUUGAGAGGACAUUCCCGGAUGCUGAGUUCCGUGAAGUUGGCGACCACUAUGUCAGUGGUAGCGGUAUCGGGCAUGUCUACUUCAAGCAGACGAUCUUUGGAUACGACAUUGACGAUGCCGACUUCAACGUCAACGUCAACGAGGACGGCAGCAUCUUCUCCUACGGCAAUUCUUUCUACACGGGAGUUCUGCCAUCAUCCGCUCCCGCGGUCCCGCAACUCCUGGAGCCCACCGAGGUUGUCUCCAGUGUAGCCCGUACUCUGGCUCUUCCCAUCGACCCUGCUCAAGCCGAGAUCGUGGAAGAGGAGACCGCCGCCUUCAGAGUGGAGGGCCUGUCGAAUGUCGAGUCCGCACCGAAAGGUCAGCUCGUCUACUACCGCAACGGCGACAAUGAACUUGUGCCAGCAUGGCGCUUGGAGACGGACGUCACCGACAAUUGGUUGACCACUUACCAACAAGCCGAUGGAUCGAACCAGAUCCUGGCCGUGACUGACUACGUCUCUGAUGCAUCCUAUGAAGUCUUUCCAUGGCCAAUCAACGACCCAGUCGGCAACAAACAGAAGGUCGAGCGCAAUCCCGAAGACAAACAGUCCAGCCCCCGCGGCUGGCACGACGACGGCGUGCGAAAAACUACAACGACCGCCGGCAACAACGGCAUCGCCCAGUCCAACACCGACGGCGACGCAGUGUACCUCACCGAGCCUCGCCCGCAGAGCGCCUCGCUCGACUUCCGCGCUCCCUUCGACCCAGCCCUCGAGCCCGCCGAGUACAUCAACGCUUCCGUCAUCCAACUCUUCUACACCUCCAACAGAUACCACGACCUCCUCUACACCCUCGGCUUCAACGAAGAAGCCGGCAACUUCCAAACCUCCAACUUCGGCCGCGGCGGUCAGGGCGGCGACUCCGUCAUUCUCAAUACCCAAGACGGCAGCGGACUCAACAACGCCAACUUCGCCACCCCUCCUGAUGGCGCUCAAGGUCGCAUGCGCAUGUACGUCUUCAACCAGUCCACUCCCAACCGCGACUCCUCCUUCGAAGCCGGCAUCGUCAUCCACGAGUACACCCACGGUCUCUCCAACCGACUCACCGGCGGCCCGCUCAACUCCCGCUGCUUAUCCGUGCUCGAAUCCGGGGGUAUGGGCGAAGGCUGGUCCGACUUCUUCGCCACAUCCAUCCGCGUCAAAAACUCCGACAAGAGGACCGUCGACUACCCGAUCGGCGACUAUGCGUUCAACGACCCCAAAGGGAUCCGGGCGUACGUCUACUCCACCAGCUUGACGACCAAUCCGUACACCUACUCCUCUCUCAACACCCUCACUCGCGUCCACCAGUUCGGAACGGUGUGGUGUUCGACGCUGUAUGAAGUGCUGUGGAAUCUCAUCGAUAGCCGUGGUAACACGCCCAAGCAGACGCCGACUCUGACUGGAAGAGGCAUCCCGACUGAUGGGAAGUACUUGGCGAUGAAGUUGGUGCAGGAUGGGAUGGCGUUGCAGCCUUGCAAUCCGACGUUCUUGCAGGCGAGAGAUGCUAUUUUGGACGCGGAGAGGGCGUUGACGAAGGGGAAGUAUAGGUGUGAGUUGUGGAAGGGUUUCGCGAAGAGAGGGUUGGGUGAGGAUGCGAAGAGAGUGGGGAGCGCUGGCGGUGCGAAGCCGCUGGUGGAUGGCAGAGGUGAUCAAGAGCGCGGUGCUGGUAUAUCGUCAACGAAGCGAGGACGACGCGACGGUGUGGUGUGA